AUGAGGGCGCUGCUCGCCGUGGGGGCCGACAUGGUGGCGAGGGGUGGGGCGAGGGGGUGGACCGCCCUGCACGUCGCAGCAUCCAGGGGAGACGUCGAGGCGACACGGCUGCUGGUGGAUGCGGGGGCGGCUGUGGGCGCCAGGAUCACCUGGCAGCAGUGGACACCUCUGUGCGUGGCUGCGGAGAGGGACAGAGCUGCUGUGGCGCGGCUGCUGUUGCGGGCUAACGCCGACCACAAGGCCAGGGAUGGCAGUGGGCGGACGCCGCUGCACUUGGCUGCACGCUGUGGCAACGCAGAAGUGGCGGCUGCACUGCUCCAGGCGGGGGCCGACAGGGAUGCCACAACUGGUGACAGUGGGGCCACAGCAGUGGACCUCGCCAGGGAGAACAAGGACAGUCGGCUGAUGGAGAUGCUGUCAUGA
Molecule: messenger RNA, 423 nt
Organism: Schistocerca nitens (vagrant locust)
Lineage: Eukaryota; Metazoa; Arthropoda; Insecta; Orthoptera; Acrididae
Product: ankyrin repeat and protein kinase domain-containing protein 1-like
Exons: 1
Coding region: 1-423 (140 amino acids)
Molecular function (GO): protein binding
Source: RefSeq, a predicted model, not a curated record